Messenger RNA from Pocillopora meandrina, 4275 nucleotides. The record is from the annotation of a GenBank genome assembly. Lineage: Eukaryota; Metazoa; Cnidaria; Anthozoa; Scleractinia; Pocilloporidae.
AUUUUACUUCCUAGUGUGCACAAGGUUUUUAUGUGAAGGGUCACCUCCAAACAAGACAUGGAUCCUGGCAUGUCUAAAGAAUAUCUUGUGAAUGACAGCUUCCAAAGUGAUCGAGACGAGGAAACAGAGCCCACAACUACAGUUAACGUCGGAACUCGUGCUGUACUCGAAGAACACACUGGCGUUCCUACAUCUGCCUCGCCGAUCAACUCCGCUUCGCUUCGCGGUGAAACUGAAGGCAAAAUUUUGCUGGAUACCGACAAACGCCGUUUAGUCAACAAGUCUGGUGAGCUGAAAGUUCUUGCAAAGAAUGUUCCUCGUAAAACAAGACUUUAUCUUGCAGACAUAUUUACGACUAUGAUAGAUUUGCGCUGGAAAUGGGUCAUAUUUAUAUUUAUAGCCAGCUACAUCAUCUCGUGGGUUGUUUUUGGUUUCAUUUGGUGGCUGAUAGCGUAUGUGAGGGGCUCAACAAUCUGCAUUGAGAAGGUAUGUUAAGCACAAUUGUUCAAGUUUUCCGUUAGAUCUAGUCACCCAUGACAGUCACAAUAAUAACAUGAAGAACAUGGUUAUAUCCAUCGCUUUGUAUUAUUUUUUUGACAACGGGAGGGGAGAGGGGGGAGGGGGAUUGGGUUGGACAGGAGGCUCUUCUGUCGAAGAAGGGGUGGGCCUAAGUCUCGAUUUCAAACAAGUUCUGUAAGUUAUUUUCUGCCAUGCUAUUUUUAUGGGGCUUUUUCUUUUAAAACUGCCAACUGCCUUUACCUAUCACAGCAAAAGUCUCAAGCCAGUUUUCAGUGAGUUUAGAGCUUUUCCUAACUUCACCAAAAUUGAGUGGAAUUUUCUUGUCUCAAGUUACUCUGCUACUCAUUCAUAGUUUUAAGUAUUUAAUCACCAAAGCAGCAAGCCAACCUCUCAAGGACAAUAACCAAGUUAACAAAAUCAUUGAACAGGCAUUGCUAGUUUUAUCUUAGGCAAUUGAGGUCAUGAGUAAUUUGGGAUUGGGAUUGCUGUGAAUGCUGUGUGCCCUGUGAAUGGUCCAAGAAAUUUGUGCCCUUCUAUCAACCAAUCAGAUUCAAAGCUUCAGCCAAGUGCAAUUCUGUCAUUUUUUUUUCCCCACGCUUUAGGUGGUUUGCUUGUUUUUACUUCAAGUUUUGAUGGGUGCCAUGAUAUAUUUCCUCAGUUCUGAUGGGCUAUUAUGAGUGCUUUGGUUCUGGUUUUACCGCACUCAGUCUAAAAAACUGUACAAAAAGGCAAAUAUUCUCAACUUAUGUUGACAGCAGUUAAUUAUAAAGACCUACCUACCUCAGAUUCCAGGUCAAUUUGUUUUCUGCCAAAAAAAAUUUCCUUGCACCCCCAUUCUUCAUUGGAAUUUUCCACGGACAAUUUCUGCAACAAAUAGGAAUGGAAGAGGAAGAAACUUUUCCAACAAUUUUUUAACCUUUUUUCUAGAGUUUCUCUCCUUUGUUAUGAUAAUGGUGCAAAAGAAAGAAAGCCAGCAAAUUAUUAGGUUUUAAAAAUUUUUCAGCAUGUGUUCAAAAUAAGUUGGUUACACAAUUAUGAUGGUUAUUGUCAUUUGUUAUCAUAAAUAGUCGACAAAUUGUUUGAGGAAAAGUUGUGAUUGUGGUUUUUGGAGCUGGAUUAAAAUUGCAUGGCUUAAAUCUUUGAAUUUCUAAUAAUAAUAAUAAUAAUAAUAAUAAUAACUUUAUUACAGUAUUUCCACUGAAAGGUGGCUCUUCAUUUGUAAAAAUUUACAUUAAUAUUAAAAAAUAAAUAAUUAUUUAUUUGUUUAUAAUAAAUAAAUAAAAAAUUAAGUAAUCCAGAAUGUAUACAAAUCAAGAAAUCAAAUGUACAUUUGCCCUAUCUAUAAGAUACUUCCUCACUUUAGUUUUAACAUCACCAAAAACUACAGAGUUUCUUGUAGCAGAGGGUAAUGAAUGAAAAACAUCAGAGGCACUGUCCUGGAAAGUACUCGACUCAAGGGGUGCUUUUACUGUUGUUUCUUUUGAAGAUCUCUGUAUCUGUGUUGCACCUUAGAUAUCUAUUGUCCAAGAUAUGUUUAGAAAAACUCAGUUAUGGGCAUAUUUUAAAAUUAUUUUUAUAUGAAAAAUGUUACUUGGCCAAAUGAUGGUGAUUGCCUGAGAUGUAUGUAAUCAUGAAUAUAUUCUAAAGGGAGCUGGAUCAGAAUUUCACAGCCUCUAUGAUUAAAUCCUUCAACUGGACACUCAAUCUGAUUUUUUCCUUUAAAGCACAGGAAUUAACUCCUCUGCUGUCAAUUGGGAUUUUAAUCAAAUUACCACCUUUUUUUUAUUCUUACUCAUGCUCGCAAAGCUUUCAAAAAUUCCAAUCAUAGCAUUAGUGUAUGCAAGAUGUGUGUGACAUAUAACCCUCAGAGUGGCUUAGUAACUCACAUAGUUCUCUGCGGCUCAGUAGUAAAGCACAGGGGAGCAGAAUCUGGAGGUCUGGGGCUCAUCCCUCACAGGGAGUCGUAGGUUUUUCUUUGUUCCACAGUUGUGACCAGAAGAAGAAACAUUUUCCUUUAUUAUUUCACCAAAUUUACUCCCUUUCAUACAGUUUAUUUGAAUUGAAUAUAUUGUUUAUAUUCUCAAGAACAGCGUCUCUAAGUGGUUAACCCUUUAACUCCCAGAUCAAAUUUGUACUUCUCCUUAUUGUCAAUCAUACAAUUCUUAUAAUGUUUGUUCAGAGAAGUUAGUUUUGGGUCAACUAAUUAUCCCCAAAUUGAUCUUUUUCUUUAUUCUCAUCACUUUUCUGCGUAAUAUUGUAUUGAUAUUGUAAGGAGAAAAUCUUUCUUGGUCACUUAUGGAAGUUAAUGGGUUAAAAGGUGGUAUUAGUGAAUAGAGACUUAUGAAAAAAGUAGAGUGAAUUUUUAAAUGCUUUCAAAAACCUAAACUUAAUUUCUUCUUACAGGUUAGAAGCUUUACAGCUGCUUAUCUUUUCUCUGUUGAAACUCAAGAAACAAUUGGUUAUGGGCAGAAAGCAAUCACAACAAAAUGCCCUGAGGCAGUCAUAGUCCUGCAACUUCAGACCCUUGUGGGAUUACUUAUAGACGCGUUCAUGCUAGGACUGACAUUUGCCAAGCUCUCGAGACCACGAGAGCGGGGGAAGACUGUUAUGUUCUCGGAGUAUGCUGUUAUAGCCCCGAGAGAUGGAAAAAUGUGUCUGAUGCUUCGAAUUGGAGACGUGAGAAAGAGUCAAAUUGUUGACGCAUCUGUCCGAAUGCAGCUAUUCAGAACUCAUACUACUAAAGAAGGAAAAGAAAUCCCGUUUCACCAAGAGGAUCUUAAAGUGUGCUACGAUUGGCGUGACCCUGACAACGACUUCAGGAAUAAACUGUUUUUACUCUUGCCUCUAGUCGUCAUCCACAUAAUUGACGAGAACAGUCCCUUUUAUGACGUCACACCUCAAAUGCUCCAGCGCUCAGAUUUCGAAGUUGUGGUAGUACUGGAUGGAGUGGUUGAAGCGACCGGGCUGAACACACAGCCUAAGUCUUCUUACCUCAGCAGUGAAAUCUUGUGGGGCUAUGACUUCUGUAACACUCUGGAGAAGUCUCAAUUCAGUGAGAAAGGCUUCUACCAUGCCGAUUUUUCUAGAUUGAAUGACAUACAUGUGGUUGAAACGCGAAGGUGUUCGCCAAGAGAGUAUUACAGGCAGAAACAACAGGAAGAGGCCUAGAAACGUGUGUUUUGUCAGUCCAUGAAGUGCUUUCUCUCCUUCAUAUUGGGAAGAAUCAGUGCUCAGAAAAAGUGACCGCAGUGGUCAAAGUCGGUCAUGUGUAAUUGGAUUAUUUUUUUGUCAGUCUUUACACCAAUUUCCCGCGUAUGAUUUAAAAGGAAAACAUUAGGAACGGAAGAUUGCUGUUAUUCAAUAUAUGCGGAAAAAUUGAAUCGUUCUUAGAAAAAUACCAAAGGAAACAAAAGAAAGAAGUAGGACAACUGAGGGCUUUUCGACUGCAAAGUUUAUUUGAUUAAGGUGUUCUGUUUACAUACCAUUUUGUGAAAGAUUUCUACGUCACCCUGUACUAUUUAAAGGCAAAGCAUUUGUCACAAAGGUCUGUGUACCAAGCAAAUUUGUACCUCGUCAUCAAGUAUUGUGUAGUGAUUGUUGUAGAGUAGCAAAUGGUGGAGGUUGUUUUAUACGUAAAAAGUUGUCUCAUAAGCUAUCAUCGCGCGCAGUUCUAGUAGUAAUGUAGAGAGAUUGGUAGCAGCGUUUUCUCGUCUUCACUAGACAAUCAGACCAGACAUUCAGUCUAAAAUUGAUUAA